Messenger RNA from Homarus americanus (American lobster), 135 nucleotides. Its product is annotated as cell wall protein DAN4-like. The annotation marks the transcript as partial. The transcript is spliced from 2 exons. NCBI's taxonomy places the organism in Eukaryota, Metazoa, Arthropoda, Malacostraca, Decapoda, Nephropidae. The record is from RefSeq and is a predicted model, not a curated record.
UCAACAACUAACCUUCACACCAUCACUCCAACUACUCAAUCAACUAACCAACUCAACUCAACCAACUUCAACCCAAACCACUCAACUUCAACCACAACCAACUCAACUUCAACUCAAUCAACCACCUCAACCCCA